Molecule: messenger RNA, 2771 nt
Organism: Lytechinus variegatus (green sea urchin)
Lineage: Eukaryota; Metazoa; Echinodermata; Echinoidea; Temnopleuroida; Toxopneustidae
Product: toll-like receptor 3
Exons: 1
Coding region: 1-2676 (891 amino acids)
Biological process (GO): toll-like receptor signaling pathway; immune response
Cellular component (GO): membrane
Molecular function (GO): transmembrane signaling receptor activity; protein binding
Source: RefSeq, a predicted model, not a curated record
AUGACCUACAAGUACAGUUCGCGAGCUUUCCAUUCAGGUAUAUUGGCUUGCUAUUUCUUGAUUCUUCACGUUUCCAUUAUAUCGUCAAGAAUAUUGUCCGAGAAUGUUCGUGAGGAUUGCUACCAAGACUUUGAACUGAGAAAAGCAUACUGCAACAGCAAAGGUCUCGACUCUGUUCCUCAAAAUCUUGCCAAAAACAUAGUUGAUCUCGACGUGAGUGGUAAUAACAUUACAACCCUCUUAAAUUCCUCGUUUGAAAGAUAUCCCAUGAUAACUAAAUUGGACCUUUCAGCCAACAACCUCAGGGUGAUUGAACGAGCAGCUUUUCAUCCUCUGAAGAAUUUAAGGACCUUGUAUGCCCUCAGCAAUCGCAAUCUUGUGCUCUCAGAUACGGGUUUAUUUAGAUGGGCAAGCGGAUUGACAUUCCUUGACUUUUCAGGAUCAAACUUAAGAUUCAUUCCAGACGACAUCCUCAAAUGGAGUAAACACUUUGACCGCGUCGAUUUGCUUUACAACGAACUUAGUUUCGUGAACAUCAGCUCUUGUGGAUCUGUUGAAUACGCAGAUUUUUCUUCGAAUAACAUUGAAAACUUGACAAGAGAAUGUUUCACCUUUACUUGUCAAACUGAUUCAUUGGUCCUUGCUGGAAACCCCUUAAAGAUUAUUGAUUCCGAUGCUAUAGCAGCGCUAAAGACCCGCUCACUGAGUUUCGGACGGGCCAUCGAUAGCCAUCCUUUCACCCCUGAUAUGUUGACAAAUCUAACAAUCGGAAUCUCCCGUUCAGAUGUAAAAGAACUUCGUAUCUUUGAUGUUGGCUUGAAAUUUACCCUAAAAGAUGCCUUCUCCUCGUUGCAAGGUAACCCUUUCCCUCGCCUUGAUUUAUCCCUCAAUAGAAUAGAUCCACUCUACUCACAUGUCUUCUCAAAUCUAGCUCGACUUGAUAAACUUAUCCUCGAUCAUAAUGACAUAGUGACGAUAGAACCACGUUUGUUUAAAGGUAUGCUUGCACUGAAAGUGCUCAGUGUCCAUUCUAAUAACAUAAUGUACAUAAAUCCAAGUAAUCAGACAUGGAGAAUCAACCUGAUGGAGUUAGAUUUGUCCGCGAACUCAUUGGUAAAAAUUACCCAAUUUGCGUUUCAUGGAUUGCGAAAUUUGACAAUAUUGGACCUGAGCUCAAACAACCAUCUUAGUUUUAUUCAUUUAUCAACAUUUACAGGACUAGAUAACGUUAAAACUAUCAAUUUGGCAGGAUGUAGUAUUACACAUUUGCAGCUUUAUACUCCAGCAUUAAAUUCGCUGAUUAUGAAAAGAAAUAUCGGUUAUUUCCCUUCGAGUCCUUUAAAACCUGGAGAAUCUUUCAAACACACAGCGAAUCUUGUCCACUUGGACAUGAAAAACUCUAAGAUUUGGUCCUAUAAUCUUUGGAAUCCAACCACUAAUGUUUCUCUCUUCGAUGGAUUGUUUAAUCUCACCAUACUGGAUAUUAGCAACAACCUUGGUAUUGGCAAAUCAAAUGGUCUGAUACCGGACAUGUUCCACCAUCUAUCUGCUUUGCGGGAACUCGGUUUAGACGAAUGCGGCAUUUAUAAUCUCCCAUCUUCUUUGUUCUCUGGGUUAGAAUCACUUCAGAAGCUAAACCUAUCUGGUAAUGAGCUUAAGCAGGUUUAUGCAGGUUCAUUCCUCGGUUUGAGUCAGUUGCGAAGCGUUCGUCUUGAUGGAAAUGUGCUUGCGGACCUCCAUGCAGGAUCGUUCUCUGACAAUCCGAGACUUACAAGGCUGUCAUUAGCCAACAAUAAACUAACAGGUCUUAACGAGAGCACAUUUAGACCAAUCUAUUCCUCUCUUUUACAAAUAGAUCUUUCCGAUAAUCCAAUUGUGUGUACAUGUGAUAUCAAAUGGUUGCUAUACUGGCUCAAUGGUAGAGAAAGUUUUAGCCUUGAUAACGAUGAAAGUACUCUGUGUGGGCCACAAUCGUUGCCUUCACUCCGUGAGAAACCUUUCCUUCAUUUCAAGCCCGAUGAACUAUGUCGAUUCAACUAUGCCAUUUUCAGUGUCAUUCCUGUCGCUUUGGUCAUACUUGUCUGCUUAAUUGUCGCCUUUGUCCUCAUCCAUCACAAGCGGUGGCAACUGAAGUAUAAACUCUUUCUUCUUAAACUGGCGGUUUGGGGCUACAGGGAGAGAAUAGAUGCUCGCAACCAUACCGAAUAUGAGUUCGACGUCAAUUUCAUAUUCUGUGACAACGACGAGGAAUGGAUUCGCAUCUAUCUGAGACCGACCUUGGAAGAACAACUUCCACAGUUUCAAAGGAACAUCUUUGGUGACGCAGACCUCAUAGCAGGUAUGUACUAUUUUGAUGCAGUUGACUACGUAGUGAGCCGGAGUUUCAAGACCGUCGUAGCACUCAGCAAAGCCGCUGUUCGUGACCGCUGGUUUAUGCUCAAGUUCCGCAUAGCCAUGGAUCACGUUUGCGAUACCCAGACCGAAUUCGUAACCGUCGUUUUCCUUGAAGAUAUCCCAGAUGAUGAGCUACCUUUCUUAGUGAGGUUGUACCUUGGUGACGGUAGACCUUACCUCAACUGGACAGGGGAUGUCAGAGGACAAGAGUAUUUCUGGCAUGAAUUGGAAAAGAAUCUUACCAUCAAUCUAAAGACCAAUGACCAUAUUCCAAAUGAAUAAAAUAAUUGUCCGUAAAGUGAGCAGCCCACCGAUAAAGACCAAUCGCAUAUUAACGGGCCUCGACAUGUGUGCUUUUUGGGGAGCCUUGAUACAUA